Messenger RNA from Colletotrichum gloeosporioides, 1089 nucleotides. RefSeq names its product GDP-mannose transporter. Gene Ontology annotation, cellular component: Golgi apparatus. The record is from RefSeq and is a predicted model, not a curated record. Gene Ontology annotation, molecular function: GDP-mannose transmembrane transporter activity; antiporter activity. Lineage: Eukaryota; Fungi; Ascomycota; Sordariomycetes; Glomerellales; Glomerellaceae. The transcript has 3 exons. Bases 1 to 1089 code for a protein of 362 amino acids.
AUGUCUAAUCCCGAAAAGGGUGAUCAUGUCAUCAACAUCCCGGAUGACGCUUACGAUGGCCGCGACGCGAAACCAUCCGAUAACGCCGCUUCUGGCCUGCUUGCGAGCGAAUCCAAUGGCGCUUCAACCACGACCAGGCAAAUCGAAAAUAGCACUGCCUUAUCCAUUGUUGCGUAUUGCUUGUCAUCUAUCAGCAUGACAGUCGUCAACAAAUACGUUGUGUCAGGGAGCUCGUGGAACCUGACAUUCUUCUACCUUGCCGUCCAAGCUAUCGUCUCGACUACUGCGAUCAUAUUUGCGAAAAGACUGCGAAUGAUUCGAAACCUGGCUCCCUUGAAUUACACGAAAGCCAAACAGUGGUUUCCAAUCUCCCUGCUUCUCGUGAGCAUGAUUUACACAGGCAACAAAGCCCUACAAUUUCUGUCCGUCCCGGUUUACACCAUUUUCAAGAAUCUCACUACCAUUGUCAUCGCGUAUGGCGAGGUUUUGUUGUUCGGAGGCAAGGUCACUCCAAUGGCCUUCUUGUCAUUCUGCCUGAUGGUCCUCAGUUCGAUCGUUGCAGCAUGGGCCGACAUACAAAGCGCCGCCAACGCGUCUUUGAGCAAAGGCGUCUCAAGUCUGUCAUCAAAUCUUGAUGUUGGAUAUUCCUGGAUGGGCAUCAAUAUUGUGUGCAGCGCCGCAUAUCUCCUUUCAAUGCGGAAGAUCAUCAAGAAGAUGAACUUUAGCGAUUGGGACACCAUGUUCUACAACAACUUACUGACGAUCCCCGUCCUGCUUUCUUGUUCGCUUAUGGUUGAAGAUUGGUCAGCUGUCAACCUGGCAAAGAACUUCCCCCAAUCAUCGCGGCAGAGUAUCAUAGCCGGCAUGAUCUACUCAGGCCUCGGUGCGAUUACAAUCUCAUAUAGCUCAGCAUGGUGCAUCAGAGUUACUUCUUCGACAACCUAUUCGAUGGUAGGCGCCCUGAACAAGCUACCUGUUGCGCUGAGUGGCUUGAUCUUCUUUUCAGCCCCCGUAACGGUGGGUAGCGUUUCUGCGAUAGCGAUAGGAUUCGUUAGCGGAAUUGUUUACUCCUGGGCACGGAUGAAAUAG